AUGGCCGUGGCUGUCGAGCCCUCCCCAGGGGAGAGCACCCACUUCCGGCGGGAGACGUGUGCACCUCCUUCCUCUCAGGGUCCCACGCGGGGCCAACCUGGAAACACCACCCAGGCUGGUAUUGAGGUCUCCCUUGUCUUCCCAGCGGAUACGCCCAUCGAGGAAUUCACACCAACGCCAGCGUUCCCAGCCCUGCAGUACCUGGAGUCUGUGGAUGAAGGAGGGGUGGCGUGGCAAGCCGGACUGAGGACGGGGGACUUCCUGAUUGAGGUGAACAAGGAGAACGUCGUGAAGGUCGGCCACCGGCAGGUGGUGAACAUGAUCCGCCAGGGAGGGAACCACCUCGUCCUCAAGGUGGUCACGGUGACCAGGAAUCUCGACCCGGACGACACCGCCAGGAAGAAAGCCCCCCCGCCUCCCAAGCGCGCCCCGACCACGGCCCUCACCCUGCGCUCCAAGUCCAUGACCUCGGAGCUGGAGGAGCUCGUGGAUAAAGCCUCCAUCCGGAAGAAGAAGGAUAAGCCCGACGAGAUUGUCCCAGCCUCCAAGCCAUCCCGCACUGCUGAUAACGUGGCCGUGGAGUCCAGGGUAGCCACCAUCAAGCAGCGGCCCACCAGCCGGUGCUUCCCAUCCGUCUCCGACAUGAACUCCGUGUACGAACGACAGGGGAUCGCCGUCAUGACGCCCACUGUUCCUGGGAGCCCGAAAGGCCCGUUUCUGGGCCUCCCCCGAGGUACGAUGCGAAGGCAGAAAUCAAUAGCCUCAGAGGAGCUGGGCCACUGCCGGACCCGGCUGGACCCGGCGGCCCCAGGCCGGCCCUCGGGGACGCUGCGGGUGAUUUCUGGAAGCGCCUCCUGUUAUUGGAGGCCUGGCUCCUCGGUCACUAGCAGGACCAUCGUGGCGGCGGGCUCCGUGGAAGAGGCGGUGAUCUUGCCAUUCCGCAUCCCUCCUCCCCCUCUGGCAUCCGUGGAUUUGGACGAGGAUUUUAUUUUUACAGAGCCAUUGCCUCCCCCCCUGGAAUUUGCAAAUAGUUUUGAUAUCCCCGAUGACCGCAUCGCUUCCGUCCCCGCCCUCACGGACUUGGUCAAGCAGAAGAAACACGACGCCUCCCAGCCCCCUCCGUUGAACCCCAGCCAGCCGGCCAACUGUGCGGACGGUAAGAAGCCGGCCGGCCUCUCCAACUGCCUGCCCGCCUCGUUCCUGCCACCCCCCGAGAACUUUGACGCCGUGACGGACUCUGGGAUCGAGGAGGUGGACAGCCGGAGCAGCAGCGACCACCACCUCGAGACGACCAGCACCGUGUCCACGGUGUCCAGCAUGUCCACGCUGUCAUCCGAGGGCGGGGACAACGUGGACACCUGCACGGUCUAUGCGGACGGGCAGGCGUUUACGGUGGACAAGCCCCCGGUGCCUCCGAAGCCAAAAGUCAAGCCCAUCAUUCCCAAAAGCAACGCGCUCUACCAGGACGCGCUGGUGGAAGAAGACGUGGACAGCUUCGUCAUCCCUCCCCCGGCGCCCCCGCCCCCGCCGGGCAGCGCCCAGCCUGGGGCCGCGAAGGUGACGCCGCCGAGGACCUCCAAGCUGUGGGGUGACGUCUCGGAGGUCAGAAGCCCAAUUCGCUCGGGCCCGAAGGCAAACGUGAUCAGCGAAUUGAACUCAAUCCUACAGCAAAUGAACCGAGAGAAAUCGGCCAAGCCGGGGGAAGCACUGGAUUCGCCCACGGGCACCAAGCCCGCCAGCCUCGCUCCCAGAAGCCCAGAGGUCGUGAGCACCGUCUCGGGUACACGGAGCACCACGGUCACCUUCACGGUUCGCCCGGGGACCUCGCAGCCCAUCACCCUGCAGAGCCGGCCCACAGACUUUGAGAGCAGGACCUCAGGAACGAGGCGCGCCCCGAGCCCCGUGGUCUCGCCAACGGAGAUGAACAAGGAGACUCUGCCCGCCCCCCUGCCCGCUGCCGCUGCCGUCCCUUCCCCCACGCUCUCAGAGGUCUUUAGCCUUCCGAGCCAGCCCCCGGCCGGGGACCUGUUUGGCUUGAACCCAGCGGGACGAAGCAGAUCGCCGUCCCCCUCCAUACUGCAACAGCCAAUCUCAAAUAAGCCUUUCACGACUAAGCCUGUGCACCUGUGGACUAAACCAGACGUGGCGGACUGGCUGGAAAGUCUCAACUUGGGCGAGCAUAAAGAGACCUUCAUGGACAACGAGAUUGAUGGCAGUCACCUACCAAACCUUCAGAAGGAAGACCUAAUCGACCUUGGGGUGACUCGGGUCGGGCACAGAAUGAACAUAGAAAGGGCUCUGAAACAGCUGCUGGACAGAUAA
Puma concolor (puma) is the source of this 2322-nucleotide messenger RNA. The record is from RefSeq and is a predicted model, not a curated record. Lineage: Eukaryota; Metazoa; Chordata; Mammalia; Carnivora; Felidae.